AAAUAUCUAUGUCGAGCAUCGAGAUAUCGGUGUUUACGAAUGUUAGUGUAAUUGAUCUUCAGGUUGACUGCAGAAAUAGAAACCAUGAAAUCUAUUGAAAAGAGACUGGAACAAGAAAAGAAAGAACUUCAGCACCAUGUAAAAAAAAUGACAGAUGAAAUCAAGAGACAGACAGAAGAAUUUGCAAGAGCUAAUGAAAACCUUAGUGUGGACAAUGCACAUCUCAAUCAUCAGAUCAACGAUUUAAGUAGAAGCCUUGAGGAACAGAGGAGAACCAUCGACAAACUGCAGAAAAAUUUAUCAGAGGAGAAAAAAGCAAACGAAAACGCCUUCAAUAAGAUAGAAAAAAUACAAAAAGAAAAUGAAAACCUGAUAGCAGAGCAAUGCAG
Saccostrea cuccullata (small rock oyster) is the source of this 389-nucleotide messenger RNA. RefSeq names its product paramyosin-like. The annotation marks the transcript as partial. The record is from RefSeq and is a predicted model, not a curated record. NCBI's taxonomy places the organism in Eukaryota, Metazoa, Mollusca, Bivalvia, Ostreida, Ostreidae. The transcript is spliced from 3 exons.